Messenger RNA from Colossoma macropomum (tambaqui), 2567 nucleotides. RefSeq names its product translocase of inner mitochondrial membrane 21 (gene timm21). Lineage: Eukaryota; Metazoa; Chordata; Actinopteri; Characiformes; Serrasalmidae. The record is from RefSeq and is a predicted model, not a curated record. Gene Ontology annotation, cellular component: TIM23 mitochondrial import inner membrane translocase complex. Bases 289 to 1035 code for a protein of 248 amino acids. The transcript has 6 exons. Gene Ontology annotation, biological process: protein import into mitochondrial matrix.
ACCAGGGUUGCUAGGACAAGCAGUUGGACUCUUAAUGAGAACUAAGAUUGUUUUUCUAGGUUUUCACUGGCCAUUUUGUCAGUUAAUAUCCACGCUGUCUUGAGAGAAAACUGUUUUUGUCUUUAAGUAAAACAACAGCGUGUUCGUAGCUAAGCUAGCAUAUCAGAUACUUCUCGUGAAGCAGCCAGCUAGCUAACCUAGUUAGCUAAGUUAGUGGUACCUUAGUUAACGUUAAUAUCUGACCAGAAUCAAAUAUAAAUCGGUUAUUAAUUCUUAAUAGCUGGCAUAAUGGCUUACUCUCUCAUAUUCAGAACUGGCAGAACUUCACAUUGUGUACAGCAGAUAUUAAAGCGUGUAAAUAUCACCUCGUCUCCACAAGUGUCACCUUUGCAGGUGAAUAAUCCUGUUUUAAUCCAGUUAAAGUUAACUAAAUCGCCUUUUGCCCAGUGGACAUGUAUGCAGCGCUGGUUUGCUGUUCAAACUCGAGAUUUUCACGCUGGAGCUCAGUGCAGGAACAUAAAGGAUCAUGAGGGAAAGGACAGGACCCAGGUGUCAGUCCAUAAGAGCCAGACAUCAUCUGGCCUCUCGGCGUCACAGAAAGUAAAGCAAGCUGGGAAAGAUUUCACCUAUCUGAUAGUGGUGCUCAUUGGACUUGGAGUCACAGGAGGGCUUCUGUAUGUCAUCUUCCAAGAGCUGUUUUCAUCAUCAAGUCCAAGCAAACUGUAUGGAAAGGCAUUUGAAAAAUGCAGAUCACAUCCAGAGGUAAUUGGAGCUUUUGGUGAGCCCAUCAAAGGCUAUGGAGAAACCACUCGCCGGGGUAGAAGGCAACAAGUUCGACAUAUUGAAUACAUCAAGGAUGGAGAGAAGUACAUGAGGCUGAAGUUUUACAUUGAGGGCUCAGAGCCGGGACUGCGCGGAACUGUUCAUUUAGAAUCAAAACAGAAUCCUGAGACGGGAAAAUUUGAAUUCCGCUACAUAUUUGUGGACAUAGACACAUAUCCCAGGAGGACCAUAGUGAUUGAGGACAACAGAUGAUCAUUUUCAGGGAAAUUUGUAGAAGUGUAGUCAGUGAACCCUGGACAGGUUCUCUUCAAGCACUUACUGCUCAUAUUGGAAUUAAAGCCUGUUAAGCUUUAUGUUGAACUUUAUUUGAUUGCAUUCGGCUAGGUUUCCAUGCACUAUAAUAGCAGUAUUUCCCCUAGAUUUCAUAUAUUGCGUAUUUUGAAGAUGUCCGUCUAUUUUUGCAGGGAAAUUUUACAAGGAAUUAAAUAAUGAAAUAAUAUUAUUUCAUUAAUUAUUCAGAUUUAUUCAUAUCAGUUUACACUAGGUGCUUCAGAAAGUGGUGCUUAUGCAGAUUUUGUAUUAAUGAUCACAUCCCUCUAUGUUGGGGUCAGUGAUUACUGUGCAAUUUGCAGUUUCCCAGCACUUCAAUAGUUCCAUUAACUGUAGCCACAUUUUGUAAGUCAUUCUGUUUAAUUGUGUCCAGUAUAUGAAAAUAGCUGAUUCCAGAUAAGUGAAGAAAAUGAGCUUUUGUGCUCGCUGACAUGCUUGCAAACUGCCUGAUUUUCGUUAGUCACUGGUCAACUCAAUAUACUUCUUAAAAUGAGUUUUUGGCAUCAGCAAUUAAAUCAUAUCGGCUGGUGCUGCAAUUCUGUCAUUUAAUUAAGAUGACCUGGAAAUGAACCAAAAUAGUGGUCAUUACUUGUCAUAUAAUCGUUGUGUUAUGAUGACAAGCAUUGGACAUAUUUGGAUUUUUGCAUGCUUUGAAAUGUAGCUGUUGUAAUAUGGAGUGAUUGGAAAAGGAGAAAAGGCUUAAAGGGGCAUUCCACUGAUUUUUGAAAAUUUCUACGUUGAGAUGGAGCAAAGUCAUUCAGUGUUUUAAUGUGAAAUGGUUCAUUGCAGAGAAAUUCACAGGCUCAUAUGUCUUUACAGUGGUGGUGAUAGGAACCAGGGUCCUGUCUACAACACAAAUAUAGUCAUUUUAUUUACCAUCCAAAAAGACCAGUGAACCUGCAUGUGCCUUCUGAGAUUUCAGGGGUUAUGUUGAUCAUAGUGAAAUAAUGUUAAAUCUGAAAUAAGAAAAAAAAAAUGCUUUCUUUGGGGACUGUUUUGCCUCAUGACGACCUGCAUGUACCACUCCGCCAUGAAUACAUAUUAAUAAAUACAUUUUCGGCCAUAACCGUAUUUCAGAUCUGCCAUAAAACAAUGUCCAAGACAUCAGGCAGCAAUUUCAUAAUCAUUUCAUGUAAUAACUUUGUGUGAGGGAGAUUAGAGGUGGACAUCUGGUUCCUAUCACCACCACUGUGAACAAAUCUGACCUGGUAAGUUUCUCUAGAAUGUAGCAUUCCAUGUCAAACCACACAAUUUUUGAAAAAUUAGUGGAAUUCUCCUUUAAUGAGAGCAACUGGAGUGAUGCCAAGCAAUAAUUUUCAUUAGCACUAAUGAUCUCUGUUGUGGUGAAUAAAAUCACAGUACUUUUUGUGGUUGUACUUAAUUUAUGACGCAAUAUGAAUCAACUUCCAGUUCAAUAUCUUCAUAUGUUUAAAAAGGAGUUUUGAAUGCAUUAA